Molecule: messenger RNA, 1284 nt
Organism: Purpureocillium takamizusanense
Lineage: Eukaryota; Fungi; Ascomycota; Sordariomycetes; Hypocreales; Ophiocordycipitaceae
Exons: 1
Coding region: 1-1284 (427 amino acids)
Source: RefSeq, a predicted model, not a curated record
AUGCGUCGAGAAAAUUGGUCUGCAGAUGGUGAGCUCGCCAGCUCCGUCCCUGUCAACGACCACGACGCAACCAUGAACCGACAAGCCAUUCGCUCGGUCUGCGCCCGGGCGAGGCCGGAGCUCGAGAGGAGUAGCUACGCACUGAGGAAUUACUUUUCCACAUCUCAAUGGCUCGCCACGGACGACACAACGCCCAACGACCCGAACCCGGCGCCUACCCGCCGACAGCGAACACAGGCCGCGACAAGCGAGAUCACCUCUCUCGUGAGGAACAACGGCCCUUCGACACCUCGCCAGUGGCCUCGGCAGGCUUCCGGACCCGAAUCUGGCCAGGCUAAGGUCCUUGACGUGAGAAGUCUGCCGAGGGGGGGAUUCCGCGGACGAGGCGGCUUUCAGGGUCGGGGUCGGGGCGGCGCCGCCACCGCCGGCCGAGAAAAUACGUUUACUCAACGGGGCUUCUCACCCGCGGAAGGUGAUCGACCCUCAAGGAUGGACCGGGAUGGCUUCGCCUCGCGCGGUCUGCGCGGCCGGGGCCGUGGACGAGGCGGACUUCACGGAGGGGAAUGGGGAGACAACCUGCGCGACAAGAAUGCGGACACGGACGCCGAGAAGGACUUUCAGAUGGACGGGAACAGGGCUUUCAACAGGAAUGCAAGGAAACCGAAAGACCCCUUCGAAGUGAUGGACCCGGCGGAGGAGGCGUUCGACAACGACAUGCGCUUCGGCACGAGGACCCAGUACACGCCCUCGCUCACGCUCGAAGACCUCGCGCCCUUCAUGCCGGCCGACGCGUCCACCUCCCAGGGGCGCGCCGCGACGGUGCUGCAGAACCUCAGCGCGCUGGGCACCGCGGACCCCGUGGGUGUGCCGCAGGACUUGCAGGGCAGCUGCUACGCGGAGGACCUGGAGAACGCGGGCGUGCGCUUCUUCGCUGACGCCAAGGCAAGGGAUGCCGCUGAGGCAUACCUCCAGAAGAAGAGGAGGGACGAGGCUGCUAAGAAGGCUCGCGAGGAGGGGGUAACGAUGGAGGAGAGCACGGAGCGCAUCAUCCAAGACGCCGAUGAGGCCAUUCGCAGGGUCAUCUUCGACAAGGCGGUGGCGGGCCAGUACGAGAAGCCCGAGUUUGCGGCAGACCCUGUGGGCGUGUCUCGCUCGUGGCAUCUCCGCGCUGAGACGUACACGCAAAAGGACAUUGAAAACUUUGAGAAGAAGCUCAAGUCGUUGAUGGGGGCAGGGGCCGCGGCGGGCGGGAAGUCGGGCAAGGCUAAUAAUGCCACGGCCUAA